Molecule: messenger RNA, 757 nt
Organism: Thalassophryne amazonica
Lineage: Eukaryota; Metazoa; Chordata; Actinopteri; Batrachoidiformes; Batrachoididae
Gene: crabp2b
Product: cellular retinoic acid binding protein 2, b
Exons: 4
Coding region: 61-489 (142 amino acids)
Biological process (GO): fatty acid transport
Cellular component (GO): nucleus; cytosol
Molecular function (GO): fatty acid binding
Source: RefSeq, a predicted model, not a curated record
UCGAAGCGCGCACACGGACACGGAGCUGCUUCUGAGCACGGGACUCGUUUCUGCAUCGCGAUGGAGACUGAAAUAACAGAUUUCUCCGGAAAAUGGAAAAUGAAGUCUUCGAAAAAUUUCGAAGAGCUUUUGAAAGAGCUCGGUGUGAAUGUUUUCCUGCGGAAGAUGGCAGUGGCAGCCGCCUCCAGCCCAACAGUAGAAAUCACCCAGCAAGGAGAGAGUCUGUCCAUCAAGACGUCCACCAGCAUCCGAACCACCAAUGUCUCUUUCACCGUGGGUCAGUCCUUCAGUGAGACCACAGUGGAUGGACGAGCGUGCACGAGUUUUCCUAAGUGGGAAACAAGCAACAAGAUCAGCUGCGAACAGACUUUACAGAAAGGCGAGGGACCCAAGACGUCAUGGACACGAGAACUGACCGACGACGGAGAACUCAUACUGACAAUGAUGGCGGGGGAUGUUGUCUGCACCAGAGUUUAUGAGAGAGAAUGAAGAACUUCAAAACCUGCUGUUCAGUUCUCCUGUUUUUGUCUGUGUGAUUAAUAUUUUCACUAUUACACUUUUUUCCUUCUUUAUCCUGUCAGAAUUUGGUUAGAAACUGCAACAUUUGCAUAAAAUAUGCAAGUACAGUAGUUAUUUCUUUAUCACCACAGCUUCAUGUAUCAUGUAGAAAUGACACGCAUUCCAUGUUUUAAAUCUUUCUAACAAGGGAUAAAUCUUUUUCACAUUAAUAAAUACUUUUAUAUGAAUUUUCAGAAAA